AUGGCGGAGAAAGCACUGACGAGAGCGACAACGCCGACGGGCAGCUGGCGGCGUCCCGAGCCUGUGGACAGAGCAGAUCCGGAGAACAGGAGAGACAGCCUGCAUGCGGGAGCGCCCUACGCGUCCGAGGGACAAGGAGGAAGGAAGACCGAGAGCGGCAGAAGCCCAGAAUCCCUGAGCUUGUUCUCCCGGCAGUUCCUUGCGGAGAGCCGUACACCACAAUCGUCCUGGUCCCGGUCUCGUCCAUCCUCUUCGGCUCCUGCCUCUUCGCUGCGCCCCUCUCCUUCUUCAGAUCCCUCUCCUCGUGCCUCCUCUUCCUCUAGCUGUCCAGCUUGCUCUUGUGGGUUGUCUUCUUGUCUGUCCACCGACUCCCCCGGUUCUCGCACGUCUGCUUCGGGGGUUCCCGAUAAGUUCAAGAGAUCCUGUGCAUAUUCCGGAAAGCCUCCACCAUCCAAAAAACGACGACUGCUGCCUGCAGCACAGCUGGCCUCUCCAACGUGUACCCUCAAAGGACACGUGUAUCGCUGCCCUUUAGAGCGGAAACACUCGCUUCCCACGCCGUCCGUUUUUUUAGAGAAAGACGGCUCUCUCUCGUCCUCAGCGCUUCGGAUUUUAUCGCGUCUCCACGUAAAGUAUGUCCCCUCUGAGGAUCCCCACAAAGUGACUAGCGGGUCCUCGGGCUUUGUACGCACUGCAUCCUUCUCUGCGUCUGUCAAGUCUGGGCAACUCGGAGGCCGUGCGUCACCGCCUCAGACAAAGACAGGCCUUAACCCGCUCAUCUCUCUUCUCUGUUGUCUGCCUCUCCUCGAGCCUUCCUCGCGGCCUUCCUGCUUCUUCUUCCUCUCGCCGUCUGCACUUCUGACACCUUCUUCUUCUCGCGCGUCCUCCUCCUCUUCUUCUAAGCCUCCGUACCCGUCGGAUCGCGUGAGGCCUGGAGGCCUGACAGGAGACGCGUUCAAGUUAUCUAGGCUUCAGCUGCUGUACGAUUCGCUUCCCUUGUGUUGUCAGCCUCUCGCGUGCUCGUCAUCGUUGGUGUCUCGUUUUUCGUCUUUGGAUCAGUCAUUCGGCGUCCCCUCUGCGUCGCCUGCCUUUGUCCCCAUCAACACGUGGGCUUUCUUUCUCUCGCUGCUUGCCACCGUCACAUCUAGUCCUCUGCCUUGUGUCUCACCUUCUUCCGUUUCCCCCUCCUCCUCUUCUUUCGAAUCGUCUGAUGGCUUCUCGUCUCUCUCUCGAUCGGCGUCGCCGCGCUUCAAGCGGGCUCUGGUCUUCGUCUUUGAGUUUAUUCCUACGCUCUGUUGCUCUGCAUGCUGUGAGGCGGACCACGCGGAGAGCCUCCGGAGACGCGGUGCAGAGCCGACAGCGAACGCAGUUGAGUGUAGGGGAAGCCAGGGCAGUAGCGAGACCAGCCGAAUCGAAAACGUGCAGCGGGAAGACGAUGCAGGAGGUUGCCGCCAUGGGGCUGGUGAGGGAGAGAGACGCACCGAAGAGAAGGAGGGAGAACACCGCCUCGAGGCAGGCAGCACGGAACAGACGCGACAGCAAGGGCGAGAACCGGAAAGCAAUGAUGACGCGGGAAUGCCGGUUUCAGAUGAACAGAGAGGAGAUCCGCAGCGACCGACAGGAAGGGUAGAGAGAGAAGAGAGACGGGCAGCGAACGAGAACGACGGUUUUUGGGCGCGAAUCUGCGGCGUUGAAAACAGCCAAUUCAUUCGUGUGUGUCGAGAGAGAUUCUCCCGCGUCGUCAUGCUCCUGCCGCCGAUCCCUGAGGCUUCUCACAUCAUGGGAUGUGAAGAGAUCAAAGGAGAACAGAGUGGGAGAGAGGAGACACAUUCACAAGAGAACAUCGAGGCAGAUGCCGAGCUCGCCUGGACAACAUGGAUUGAACAAGGGGGGCGUGUCGCUGAGCUUACCAAUCCGGCAUUCGAUCGGCCAUUUUAG
This is a messenger RNA of Toxoplasma gondii ME49, 1938 nucleotides long. RefSeq lists its product as hypothetical. The transcript has 2 exons. Bases 1 to 1938 code for a protein of 645 amino acids. Lineage: Eukaryota; Apicomplexa; Conoidasida; Eucoccidiorida; Sarcocystidae. The record is from RefSeq and is a predicted model, not a curated record.